GCCAUGGCUCCUAAGGGUGGCUCCAAGCAGCAGUCCGAGGAGGACCUGCUCUUGCAGGAUUUCAGCCGCAACCUCUCGGCCAAGUCCUCCGCGCUUUUCUUCGGGAAUGCCUUCAUCGUGUCUGCCAUCCCCAUUUGGUUAUAUUGGCGAAUAUGGCAUAUGGAUCUUAUUCAGUCGGCUGUUCUGUAUAGUGUGAUGACCCUAGUAAGCACCUAUUUGGUAGCCUUUGCAUACAAGAAUGUAAAAUUUGUUCUCAAACACAAAGUAGCACAGAAGAGGGAGGAUGCUGUUUCCAAAGAAGUAACUCGAAAACUUUCUGAAGCUGACAAUCGAAAGAUGUCUCGAAAGGAGAAAGAUGAAAGAAUCUUAUGGAAGAAGAAUGAAGUCGCUGAUUAUGAAGCUACAACAUUUUCCAUCUUUUAUAACAACACUCUAUUCCUGGUCUUGGUCAUUGUUGCUUCCUUCUUUAUAUUGAAGAACUUCAACCCUACAGUGAACUAUAUUUUGUCCAUAAGUGCUUCAUCAGGACUCAUCGCCCUCCUGUCUACUGGCUCCAAGUAGACCAUGUCAGCUUUCCCCCUGACUUUGUAUUUAUGGGUGGCCUGUGGUAUAUGGAAAAGUAGCAGGAUGGUCAGGGUGGGAGACACACCAGAUGUUUUUGUAGUCUGGAAUUCAAGGAUUUAAAAAAAACCAACAAAAUGUAAUUCAGUAUUUGUUUAUUGGCUCUUUUUGACAGAUUGUUGAAAUUAAAUGAACUGAAAGAGAAACGCAGAGUACUAGGACAUUUAUUAAAAGGCAAAAAGUGUCUUCAAAUGUGUUAUAGUCAUAAAAAGAGAAAAUAACUUGUUUCUUUGAUCUUUCAGAGGUCACAGUAACCUUGGCUGAGCUGUUAUUAUUUAUAAUAGUAGCAAGAAGUUAAUAACUGGUCCUCUGUGUUCCAAGCACAAUAUUAUAACUUUUUUUGAACCAAUAUCAGAAUGAGUCUUCUCCCCUGGGGUGUUGAACAGAAGCCUCAUGUUUACAAGUUUCUGAAUUUGUGAUUUGAAAUAACUCAAUUAAAUUUAAAAACAUGGUUUCUCCAACUCAGGGAUGAGAAAUUUUAGAAAAGUUUUUUUGUUUUGUUUUGUUUUUUUUAAAAAAAGCAGCCAAUGUAAUACCUAAAAAUAGUGCCCAAGCAUAUGGAAGUUGUCCUGUGGUCUUAAAGCACACACUGUUCGGCUAUAUGCCUUGGGCCCUGGGUGGCCAGGGAGGUCACCUUGACCCUGCCAUGUUGGUUUGACCUGUAAGAGACCAGAAUCAUUGUUUUCUUUGACCAUGGUCUCACACCACUGGAGGAAUGUUAAGUAAGGGAGAGAACUUCUUUCCUAAAUAUUGAUACGUAAAAAACCAAAGUAAUUUUUGUAACCUUAUUUCCAGAAUUCUGAGAACUCUUGAAAGGAAGGAAUAGUGGUUUUAGUGCUUGUCUGCAUGUUUCCAUUAGUACUUUCAUAAAUUUAACCAUUUAUCCCAUAGGUUCCCAUCAGUUAUGAACCAAAUAUUGGUUUCAGUCCAGCUGAGAGCAGGCUGUUGCAUUUUUACCAGUGUGUGUACAGAUAUUUUCUGCAUGUGGCCUGACUUGAAAAAGCUCACGAAGGUUUACUUUAACCUAUAUCACUUAAAAGGCUAUGGAAUCACAGGUGAUAACGGUUUCCUAUUAGCUUGUGACCAUAUCCAGUAA
Molecule: messenger RNA, 1717 nt
Organism: Choloepus didactylus (southern two-toed sloth)
Lineage: Eukaryota; Metazoa; Chordata; Mammalia; Pilosa; Megalonychidae
Product: translocon-associated protein subunit gamma
Exons: 1
Coding region: 4-561 (185 amino acids)
Biological process (GO): SRP-dependent cotranslational protein targeting to membrane
Cellular component (GO): endoplasmic reticulum; membrane
Source: RefSeq, a predicted model, not a curated record